CUUAUUACCACAGUUGAUUUUCUAUUUUUGACACGAACCGCGACAGGCAUAAAAAAGUCAAAUAAAAAAGUGUUUCUGAAGAAGCAAAUUAAAUUUUCUUAUUGAAAACAUAUAAAUAAAAAUUAGUAGAAUGCCUCUGCCAUUGAUCGUUCCGAAUGCAGUUGAACCGAUGCAGGUCGACGCGCAACCGGAAGACAACGAAAAUAACGAGGAAGAUGUGUACAUCGUGGAAAAUGCCUCCCUGGAUCUGGAGGUUUACGCCAACCAGUACACCGGUUUGGCUAAGCUCCAUCGGCUAAUUUACAUCGCCGACCACUGUCCCGGGCUUCGAUUAGAGGCACUUAAGAUGGCCAUCAACUACGUAACCACAACUUACAAUGUGACAUUGUACCAGCAUUUGCACAAAAAGUUGGCCGAUUUGUCUGGCGGAAGCACCUUGCCGGAUGUAGCUGCCCAAUCCAGCUCCCAGGAUAUCCCAAGCUUCGAUACGGCAUGGGUUGAGACCAAGAGUAAAAAAUCAGCACUCAAGUUAGAAAAGCUUGAUUGUGAUCUGAAAAACUACAAGGCUAACUCAAUCAAGGAGAGCAUCCGCCGGGGACAUGACGAUCUCGGUGAUCACUAUUUGAACUGUGGAGAUCUUUCGAAUGCCUUAAAAUGCUAUUCGCGAGCUCGAGACUACUGCACCAGUGGCAAGCAUGUGGUCAAUAUGUGUCUGAACGUAAUCAAGGUGUCUAUCUAUUUGCAAAACUGGUCGCACGUAUUAAGCUACGUUGCAAAGGCAGAAGGAACGACCGAAAUAGCCGAAACAUCAAAAGAUAAAGAUCCGAAUCAAGCUGUUAUCACACGUUUGAAAUGUGCCGCAGGGUUGGCAGAAUUGGCUACAAGGAAGUACAAAUCGGCAGCCAAACAUUUUUUGCAAGCAAAUUUUGAUCUAUGUGAUUUCCCGGAAAUGAUUUCCACCAAUAAUGUAGCCAUGUACGGUGGCUUAUGCGCUUUGGCAACCUUCGAUCGACAAGAACUUAAGAAUGUUAUUUCAAGCAGUUCUUUCAAACUUUUCCUGGAACUAGAACCACAGCUGCGGGAUAUAAUUUUUAAGUUCUAUGAAUCAAAGUACGCUUCUUGUUUGAAGUUGCUCGAUGAAAUAAAAGACAAUCUAUUGUUGGAUAUGUACAUUGCACCGCAUGUCAAUGCGCUUUACACUCAGAUUCGUAAUCGUGCACUGGUUCAAUACUUCAGUCCAUAUCUUUCAGCCGAUAUGCGCAAAAUGGCCACCGCUUUCAAUAGAUCCGUUAGCGCAUUGGAGAACGAAUUGAUGCAGCUCAUCCUGGAGGGGCAAAUUCAGGCACGCAUUGAUUCUCAUAACAAAAUUUUGUACGCCAAGGAUGCCGAUCACAGGAGCGCAACGUUCGAAAAAGCUAUCAAUGUAGGCAAGGAAUUUCAACGCCGUUCAAGAAUGCUUAUUUUGAGAGCAGCAAUGGUUAGACAUCAUAUCCAUGUUAAGAACCAACCUCGUGAAAACAAUCAUACUUCGGAAAUUCUGGCCGCCACUGGUUCAUCGUCGGCGUCUUUGGUGCGAAAUUGAUUAAAUGUUAACGAGGAUGAAUUUUUCGCCAGGUUCAAGAGAAAAUCUAAAUAAAAGCGGAAGCCUGUCACAGAUUUGAGCAAACUGAAACAAACCACUAGAAUUCGAUGCAGAUGUCGUUUUGAGGUGAAAUAAUUUAUGAAAAGGCAGUUGGGAUAAUACAGCAAAAUGCACUCAUUUUUCAUUUAUUGAUAUGUUUUUAUGAAUACUUUAAAUUUCCAAUAAACAUGCUUCGUGAUAAAA
This is a messenger RNA of Uranotaenia lowii, 1825 nucleotides long. RefSeq names its product COP9 signalosome complex subunit 1b (gene CSN1b). Gene Ontology annotation, cellular component: COP9 signalosome. The record is from RefSeq and is a predicted model, not a curated record. The transcript is spliced from 4 exons. Lineage: Eukaryota; Metazoa; Arthropoda; Insecta; Diptera; Culicidae. The coding region runs from base 131 to 1582 and encodes 483 amino acids.